UUCUUUUCUGCCUUCUUCUCGCAGAGAAAUCUGAUGAACUUCAACAGUGCAAAGUACAUAUCAACAGUUCUGAUAACAUUCAGCAAUUUGAAGUGUAUAUAAACUGUUCUCUUGUGAUUAGACUGAAUUCAACAAAAGGGAUCCCAGAGGAUAUUAAAGUAAAGUUGGAAAAACAAGGAAAUCGCAGGCACAUAGGAAACUGUAGCAAGAAUUGCAAAGGAAACAUUUCAGAGUCUGACUACAUCAUCAAUGUUAUAAAUAACAGUAUAGUGCUGGGUAACCUUGGAAUAAAUGACUCUGGACUAUAUUCUAUAAAGUGUUCCUAUAACACCACACUUCAAAAAGAUGAUUUGAAAUUUAAUAUCACAGUCAUAGAGAAUCCUACUACCAAAUCCGAGGCUGAAUUGCACAGGACUCUCACGGAACACAAAGGAAUGAAUAAACAAAAAUCUACAGUGGCGAUCGCAGUAAUUAUAUUGGUUGCACUGAUCCUGGGUUUCCUUUUUAUUCCGAAGAUGAAAAAAAUUGGAUGUUCUGCAGAGAACAUGGUGGAAACGAAAAAAAAACUCAAUGACCUGGAACAACAAGAACAGAAGGAGAUGUUCUUUCUUGGCCUCAUCCAUGUGUCCAAAACGCCACCUGUUACAAAAACUGUUCCUACACCAAAGAUAGAGGUGAACAUUGGAAGGAAUGCCAACGGCUGGUGUAGCGUCACCCUUCACUGUUCUGUCCCAGCAAACUCCUCAGGGAUAUCGUACAGUUGGCAGAAAGGGAAUAAAGAGACCGGACACCAGCGUUAUGGAAAUGGAAGCACAAUCCAGGUCUCACUGCCGAGCAAUUCAUGUUUAAAUGAGGAGUAUAUCUGCACCGUGUCUCGCUCAGCCAAUGAGAAAAGUGCCACCAUUCACAUAGAGAAUAACUGCUCGCUAAUCAAAAACUGCAACCAACUGUCCCUUAAGGGACACUUCAUAUCUUUUACAGCCAACACAAGUCUACCUGACUGUUCUACAAAUGGUUUUGCUAUGAGAUGGAAAAACAAAACAAUGUUGGAUCCAAUUGAUGUCAUAAUAUACAAUAAGGAUAAUUCUUCUAUCUUUCCUCAUUUCGAAAACCACAUGGAAUACAUCAAGGACUCCCACAUAAAAAUCUAUGACAUGAGGAUGGAGCACAGCGGGGAGUACACACUGUCCUCUUCAUAUAAUUGCAGAGACAGUAAAGAUGAAUUAUUUUAUAAUCUUACUGUAUACGAAGAUGUCUCUACACCUUACAUAACGCAUGAAAAGGACUGCAGUUGGACUGGCUGGUGUAAUGUCACUCUCCACUGUCAUGUCUCAUCAAACUCCUCAGUGAUUUCGUACAGCUGGCAGAAAGGGAAUAAUGAGACUGGGUACCCGCACUAUAUGAAUGCAAACACAAUCCAGUUCCCACUGCAGUGCUAUAUACCUCUGGAUGAGAAGUAUGUUUGCACUGUGGAUUACCCAGGGGGUCAGAAAUCCAGUGAAAUUUAUGCAAAGAACAUCUGCGAUGCCAAAGUAAAUUUGGUCCUUUGGACUAUAUUUGUUCUCGUGUUUGGGGCAAUUGUGUCCUGCAUUGGCUGGGUUAUUUAUAAGUGCAGGAGAUCAAAGAGAAAUGAGGAACUUUUCAGUAAGAAUCCGGGACUGCAGGCUGAGCUGUUAAAAGAGGGACUGCCCCUGAAAGAACUGGCACAGAUGGGAGAAACAAAAAGAACUUCAAGCAACAAUUUGAAAAUGAAUGAAGAAAAAUCAAAAGAAACCUGUUUACUAGGGAAAGAGUCACAACAUACAUAAACAAUUUCAUAUAAAAGAAUGACAAUGCAUAGUUACACAGUUAAUUUGGGUUGAAAAAAGUCAUUGAGUUCAAGCCCUCCAAGCAAGCCCCAGUGCACAUAGAUAGAUAGAUAGAUAGAUAGAUAGAUAUAGAUGAUGAUAGAUAGAUAUAUAGAGAGGUAGGUAGGCAGA
Messenger RNA from Xenopus tropicalis (tropical clawed frog), 1979 nucleotides. RefSeq lists its product as uncharacterized. The coding region runs from base 435 to 1808 and encodes 457 amino acids. NCBI's taxonomy places the organism in Eukaryota, Metazoa, Chordata, Amphibia, Anura, Pipidae. The record is from RefSeq and is a predicted model, not a curated record. Gene Ontology annotation, cellular component: membrane. The transcript is spliced from 11 exons.